CGGUGGCCAGCACCAACGCUCUGUACUUGCCGAUGCGCAACCGCAUCGUGAUCCCGGCCACGGUGCUGCGGCUGCCCAUGUUCUCGCCGGACGCACCCAAGGCGUUCACCUACGGCGGACUAGGCGCCGUCUUGGGACACGAGAUGACGCACGCAUUCGACCCCGUGGGCAGCAUGUGGGACGCCCGAGGCCGCAGGCGGGACUGGUGGACGGCCAGCUCGAGGCAGCUGUACGACGGCCGCCUCGGCUGCCUGCGCCUCUCGCACGGAACGGCGCAGAGCGAUGCCGACUCGGAGAACAUGGCCGACUUCGCCGGCCUGGGGUCGUCAUACAACGCCUACGCGAACCUAGGCGACAAGCAGAAGCUCAAGGAGCUGCCGUACGACGCCGAGCAGCUCUUCUUCAUCUCGUCGUGCGUCAAGUGGUGCGCCGCCGAUCGUGCCGGAUACUCGAAGCGCUACGCCCCCUGGUGGGACCGCUGCAACGUGCCGCUCAAGAACAUGGAGGAGUUCGCGGAGGCCUUUCACUGCGCCGAGGGAUCGGCCAUGCGGCCCGCGCGGCGCUGCGCCUUCUGGUAGACGGCGUCGAUUAAAGCUCCCGUAGCAUUU
This is a messenger RNA of Dermacentor albipictus, 608 nucleotides long. The record is from RefSeq and is a predicted model, not a curated record. Lineage: Eukaryota; Metazoa; Arthropoda; Arachnida; Ixodida; Ixodidae.